This is a messenger RNA of Acanthopagrus latus (yellowfin seabream), 2308 nucleotides long. It is a transcript of the gene tuft1a, whose product is annotated as tuftelin 1a. The record is from RefSeq and is a predicted model, not a curated record. NCBI's taxonomy places the organism in Eukaryota, Metazoa, Chordata, Actinopteri, Spariformes, Sparidae. The transcript is spliced from 12 exons. The coding region runs from base 167 to 1324 and encodes 385 amino acids. Gene Ontology annotation, cellular component: intracellular anatomical structure. Gene Ontology annotation, biological process: intracellular signal transduction.
AAACACACACACACACACACACACACACAGGUCUGUGCACCGGGCGGCCUGAGGACUGAUAACAGCAGCAGCAGCCACCGAGGAGAGAAGUUCUGCCAGAGGAGCCACACUUCAUUUAUUUAUUAUUUAUUUAUUGUGCGGAAUAUUUAUUACGGUAACGUCCAAGAUGAACGGAGUGACGAGGAGCCUGUGCACGUUCGAGGACAUCAGGAAUCAGGAGCAGGAGGAGGGGUGCAGGCGACUGCGGCUCACGCUGCUCAACCAGAACCAGGCAGCUCGGAGCAAGGAGCAGUACAGGGACAAGCCAGUCGGACGGGCGUUCGCGCUGGUGCAGCCGGCCAGCGACAGGACAUCUCUGACCCCCGAACCAGUUAAGUCUACGGAGGAGCAGGUGGAGGUGAUCAAGGUUUAUCUGGAGGCGCGCAAGCAAGAGCAGCACAAACACCAGCAGAGCCUGAAGAUGCUGUCAGACGAAGUUUCACAGAUACAGGAGGUGAGGUAUUGCCUGAAGACACUGAGGGAGCAGAUGGCAGCCAAAAACAAGCCGCUCACAAACGGGUGGAAAGUCAGUGUCCCCUUCAGAAAGAGCAGCUCAUCUGCACCCAAGGCAGGAGCCAAAACUGACGCACAGGAAGCAGAGGAAGAGGCAGAGAGAAUCAAGCUGAGGGAGGUCAGUAAGCGCUUGUAUGCACAGAUGCAGGAAGCAGAGAAGAAACACCAGGAGGAGCGAGAGAGGCUGCAGGCUGAAGGCAGCAGGCUGAAGGAGCAUCUGAGUGAGCAGGAGGAGAAGCUGAGGAUGGCAGAAGAGGGCAGCGAGAGGAAAGACCGGCGCAUCGAGGAGCUCCAGAGGUUGCUGGGAGGGAUGGAGCAGGAGAGCGCCAGCCUGCGCGAGUCGAUCCGCAACCGCGAGGAGGAACUCCGCGAGCUGCGCAAGAUCAGAGAGGAGGGCCAGAAAGGGGACCAGAGGACUGAGCAGUUGGAGAAGGAGGUGGCUAUUCUCAAAGAAAAGAUCCACCAUCUGGACGACAUGCUGAAGAGCCAGCAGAGGAAAGUCAGGCACAUGAUUGAACAGCUCCAGAACUCUCGCAUGGUGAUCCAGGAGAGGGACCGCGUGAUCAAGGAGCUGGAGGAGAAAGUGGCGUUCUUGGAGGCUGAGAACCGAGAGAUGCAUGAUCAGAUGGAUUACUUCCUGGGAGGACAAAGGUCAAAUUCCUACCUUUCAUCAGAGCGCAACCCCCAGAUCGUCUACAGUAAGCCACUCAAGCCCUCCACCACAUCCAACAAACCCCUCCCUUACAUCAAAGUCAUCGAGAUCAAGUCAUGAAGCGGCCAUGCGGGGGGGCGGAGAGUUACUGACGAGAGGGCGUCAGAACCACCAAACCUUUUCAAUGCAGACUGAAGACAAACACCGAAUGUGACGGCGUGGAUAUUUCGGACGUGAGAGCUGAGCUUCCUGCAGCAACACUUCUACUAACACGUGUGAACCACAAACACUCUUGAAGGAAUCUGUGUGGUGUUUUGCGGCACACACACAAACACAUACACACUCUGAUGCUUGCGGUGUGUCAGCUUUAGUGUCAAUAUAUAAAGUGUACGGAUUCAGCCGAUUUGAAGUUUUACAUGUAUGAUACUGUACGCGAGCAUUUCCUCGUCCUGCCCUGUUUUGAUUGCUUUGCUAUCCUUUGAGUUUAUGACAGUGACGUUGUUGUUGUUGUCAAAGCAGAACAGUAGAACAGAGAGCAGGAAGUGGGUCAUGACAUUAUGAAGUCUGUGUACAGCAAUGUAGCAAAAAAAGACGACUAAGCUGAAAGUUUGAUGUAAAAAUCGCUAACCAGAUGAGCUGCGUCCGUCUACUCAUCCAAGACUCUGUUCACUCUGCUGAGUGAAUGACGCUUUAAACAUGUAAAUACUGACUGCAGCCUGUUUAAGGUCAACAUCACACGAUGAAAAUCGUUUUUUAUAAAUUAAAAGAAAAGUUUUGUAGGCCCCAAACAACAACAUGGCACUUAGUGAAACUGUGAGGGAGUGAAAAUGUCAGCGGUGAUGAAGAUAGUUGACAUGACUGCUUCACAUAAGUGUCUUUAUUCUUCAUGUUUCUUGUAAAUCAUUUCAGUUCCUUGUCAGUGUAUACAGUCACCUUGUUUUUGUACAUAAUAUUAAUGAAUGUGAUUCGAUGUUUCAAUUUCUAACGGCUCUCUUCUUUGUAUUUAUUUAUAUACACAGACUGUGUGAUAGAUUUUUUAUUAAGUAAUUUCUGAUCUAUUAUCUGUUUGUGGUUCUCUGAAUAAAUUACGAAAAACUAACGCGA